Molecule: messenger RNA, 1029 nt
Organism: Nannizzia gypsea CBS 118893
Lineage: Eukaryota; Fungi; Ascomycota; Eurotiomycetes; Onygenales; Arthrodermataceae
Exons: 5
Coding region: 1-1029 (342 amino acids)
Source: RefSeq, a predicted model, not a curated record
AUGUUGCAUAAGUUGGAACGCAAAGAGGGAUCUUCCUCCGAUGACUCCUCGGCACUCCUCUCUCCCCGGACCCAGUCAGCUGAGUCUUCCUUAAGCCCUGAUGACGCAAAUCCUCCGUUCUGGGCGCCUGGCGAUCGGCCCGGCCAGAAGGGCCUCCUGGACCGGAGACGGCGAAAAUCACGUCUUAUUAGAAGCAUUUGUCUGGACGCGAAGCAGCUACGGGACGUGCUCCGGUUCAUACUGCAUAAUGAUAGCCCCGAUGGCAUCAAGUGGACUCCCGACAUCCUCUUUGCCUACGUUCCCAGGACAUUUGAGGACGCUACUACUACAGAGACUAUCGCCGCUCAAGCCCUCUUUCAUGUCAUCGCCCCUUCCCUCGCGGCGAUAUUCAAGACCACUCAUAGCAGCGUCUUGUCUCUAAAUAAAUAUCCACAAUACGUCGUGUUUGAGUUCUUCUGGCAUGGUAGCCCGCCAGUCGUACCUCUGGAGUUGCGUGACUUGCCGAAUAUCAAGUUAACCCGCGAAGAACCAGAGAUGAUAUACCCGGACACUAUUAAGUCUGGAAGUAAGAUUAUUGUUCCAGAUCAACUUUCAUUAAAUCUUAAUAGCACAUUUUCUUUCGGAACUGUUGGCUAUGUCGCCGUGAUCGAAGAGCUUGGCGAGCGGCGGUUGGUCCUCGUCACAGCUGGUCACGUAGUCGAUGGUGCCCACUCAAUCCAGGUCGUUCCGGGGGUUCCCUUAUUCCGGAGAGGGGAACCCGUCAACGCCCCCCCAGCAUCACUCAAUGAGACAUGUCUCUUAAAGACCUACCAAUACCUCGUUCUGCUUUACGACGGGUGGGUGAGCAUGCUAGGAAAUAUGGUUGCUCUUCGACGACUUGUGAAUGAAGGCAAUGGUAUUCCAGUCUACAAAUGCGGUGCUUCAACAUCUUAUACCGCCGGGAUCUUAGGAGGAGACUCCGGAAGCCUUGUUUUUGCCAAAGAUAGCAGCUAUAUCAUAUUGGAAUACUUCCACUUUAGCUACGACUAG